Molecule: messenger RNA, 1107 nt
Organism: Chaetura pelagica (chimney swift)
Lineage: Eukaryota; Metazoa; Chordata; Aves; Apodiformes; Apodidae
Gene: ATP6AP1L
Product: ATPase, H+ transporting, lysosomal accessory protein 1-like
Exons: 6
Coding region: 1-984 (327 amino acids)
Cellular component (GO): proton-transporting V-type ATPase complex
Source: RefSeq, a predicted model, not a curated record
AUGGGGGUUGGAACUGGCUCAGUCUCUAACCCAGAACUGAUGGAAAGGGUCAAGAGGGGUUAUGAAGCCUUCAGUCAGUAUGGUCGUCGUUACGAUGGUGGAGUGAAGCCAAAAUUUAAUGUAAAUCAACUAGCAAUUUCACAGGUUGUCAGCUACAACUUCAGUGGGGAAGGAGAGUGGGAAAGAGCAUCCUGGAGGCCAUUCAUUCACAGCCACUACAGCCCUCUCAAUGUCACGGUUAACGGCAUCCCCUGCAUUCUCUUCUGGGCCAAGAGGAUCAUGAUUAAGUUUGAAAACCACACGCAGCUGGAUUUGACAGAGAAGACGUUUGGUGUCCAUGCAACAGUGGAUGUUGGAGAUUCAAACUGCAGUGAAGACAAUGCAAUGCUUUCUCUGAAGUUUGGUGACAUUGGCAAUCUGAAGGGUCUUGUUAUUAGAUUCUUAUUAACAACCAGCUAUUACCAGAUGUCUGUCCAGAACUGGUUCCAUGUACACAGACUGCAGCUUCUUUACAACCACUCCAUACAGGCGACAUUUAACGCAACAAGAAUAUAUGCACCAGCAAGUUACUCCUACCACUGUGAACAUGUGAGCAGCCUGCAGAGAUAUGAUGCACUCCUUGUACCCAGCUCUGCAAAUGAUCUUUCGAAGCUUUGGGAAGUCACUUUUACUGAUUUCCAGAUUCAAGGUUUUAACAUUCAAGAAGGACAUUUUGCCUAUGCAAAAGACUGUGCAUCCUUUUUCUCUCCAGCAAUACUUAUGGGAUUGGUUACAUCUCUGAUUCUGCUGCUGGUUCUUGCCUAUGCUCUUCAUAUGCUGAUCUACCUGAAGUCUCUUGACAGGCACUAUGAAUGCAAAGCUUAUCCUGCCUAUUUUUCACAGAUGAAAUACAAUGACAUGGAGGAUGAGAAAGAGCCACUAAGAAGCAGUGGGAAUGAGUCCUAUGAACUUAGAAAUCAACAGUUCUGUAAAAUUUAUAUUUAGGAGUAUGCAUCUGUCUCAGUGAAACAAGUGGUAUUUUCUUCUGUUGGUACUGUUGUAGGUAGUUUGUGCUGAUUUUUCACCAGCUUUUGAAAGAAAAGUAGGUAACAGACUGUUUAUCCAGUU